GGCAGAUGAAGAGGGGACCAGGAGGAGGAUGAGGCCAGCGAGGGAGGCCUUGUCCUUCAGGCCUGAGUUUGAAUCACGUCAGGACUCGGGGCUGCUGCUGACUUCACCUGGGAGCACCUGAGGCGGUGCGCACUGAAACUAUGACCCUGAAGAACCAUGAAGGUGAAUCUGAGGCUUUGUUCUCUCCCAGCCUGCUGGAGGAGGAGGAUGCAGGGCCCUCGGCCAAGAAACCACAAAGCACCAGUUCAGCUAACAAGGAGCUGCUCUGCCUCUCCUGCAAGACUCCAGAAGGUUCAGUGUGCCUGCCCUUCUUCCGCACCUAUGACUGGCUCUUGGCUGAAGAGAAGUUGGUCCUGCAGCCUGAGGUUUACAUGAACCAAGGAAGCCCGUGGACCAGGCAGGCACCAUUUCUGGAGGAUUCAGUGCCAGCCAGUGGCUUCUUCCCUUACUAUCGCUCCAAGGAAGACAGUCUUCCCAGCCUUGCCUUUCCUAGCCGGUGGCAUGAGCACUCCCAAGACUCUCUCCCUGGUGGGAAGGCACAGGAGGACUGGUUCUGCGAGACACCAGUCAGGGACAGAUGCCCUGAUUCUGCUGCAAGCUCUGAUUUCAUCUCCUGGUCCUCACACUUACUGGCCCCCGGCCCCAUGCUGCUGCUCUCUGCAGGGAGCUCCUGUGACUCUCUCUCUGGGACCCAAGGCUUUUGUGCCACAGGAUUCGUGCCUUACUACAGAAGCCCCGAGGAGAAGCUGCACACUGCCCCAGGGCCUCCUGCUUCACUGUCCAGGAGAGACUAGGAGCUGCUGGGGAAUGAGGCCUGGCACCCAGUUCUCUGCAAAGGCUGAAGGUGGCUUGAGCUGGAAAAACUGCCCAACAAGGAGUGACCCGCUGCAGCUGAAGCGGUUCUGCCGAGGAAUGACUGUCUGGCCCAGCACUCCAGCCUGAGUUUCCUACCAUAGCCUGCCCUAAGUUGAGACCCAGGAGAGCAGGGGCUGCCUGAGCAAUGGAGGAGCAGGGUGCCCAGAG
Molecule: messenger RNA, 1023 nt
Organism: Cavia porcellus (domestic guinea pig)
Lineage: Eukaryota; Metazoa; Chordata; Mammalia; Rodentia; Caviidae
Exons: 4
Coding region: 141-794 (217 amino acids)
Source: RefSeq, a predicted model, not a curated record